Molecule: messenger RNA, 3220 nt
Organism: Aureobasidium pullulans EXF-150
Lineage: Eukaryota; Fungi; Ascomycota; Dothideomycetes; Dothideales; Saccotheciaceae
Exons: 2
Coding region: 252-2891 (879 amino acids)
Biological process (GO): protein autophosphorylation; phosphorelay signal transduction system
Molecular function (GO): histidine phosphotransfer kinase activity; phosphorelay sensor kinase activity
Source: RefSeq, a predicted model, not a curated record
GUCUCUGCUAGGCCUAUCAUGCUUACCAAACCACUGCCGCCGAGCUGAAUCUGACUUUGACUCCGAGUCUGACGCCUUCAACCUGACACACCUGACUGUCCUUCCUUUCCACCCCAACCCGCCCAUUCCGUCCGUCACCACCGACCAUCGCGAUAGCUUCUCUGCACAGCACCACGCAUACCGCUACACCCGUCUUGACGCGAACCACGUAGUACACCCCUCGAACUGGACCGCCACGCGGACUCGCCGCCAUGGAGCCCGACUUCAUCACUCGAAAGUCGAUCUGCCUGGGACAGCCAUUGCCUCCGAAAGUUGUCAUUCACGACAGCGACCCCGACUUCGGCGAAGGAAUGGGACGCCUAUACCCGUCGAGCAUCGAGAGCAACAUCCUGGAAGAACUGGUCAUCUUGAAGUCCAAGCUGCGACUAUGCAACAACGACGACUUUUGGUCGCUCGUUUCUGAGCGCAUGGCCGAAAUCCUUGGUGCUCAAUUCUGUUUUAUCGCCAAACGCAUUCUAGUCGACGAACAAGACACGGCCGUCGAGAUGCCACCUAUCGGAGAGCCGGGGUCCUGUUUGAUGGCAAGUGCUUGGUAUUACAAUGAUGGAAACGGUAUACAAGGUCUCGAAAAGGGCAUGAAAUACCACGCAUACGGAUGCCCUUGUGGAUACAUGCGACACGACAAGGUCUUUGUCGUUCCAGAAAAAGUCAGCGAGAUCUUCGCCAACAACCCUAACAAGCUGCCCAUCGCCGCGGAGUCGUACAUUGGUAUCCCUCUCUUUGCAGAUGGCAAAUGCUUUGCUCAUUUCGGUAUCAUCUGGUCACUCGAAGGCGCCACCAAAAGAACCGUCUCUUGGGCUUUCAUUGAAAUGUUCAUGCACGCCCUCGAGGAUCUCAUUACAGAACGACUGCUUGAAGGCUCCGAGUUCAAAGACAAGGAGGAAUCGUCGACUAGGGACCCACCGAGGAUCAUCCCACACGAGGUCAUCACCGCCGCACAAUCCCUCCAGCCAUAUGCGAAGAGUUUGUCACAUGAGCUCAGGACCCCUAUGCAAGGCGUUGUCGGUAUGCUCGAUGUCAUGUAUGCCACUGUUCAAGAAGCAGCAGAGGGCCAAACAAAUGCGGAUGUUCGCAGAGUCUUCGAGACUCUGAAGGAGAACAUCGAAACUGUCCAAGACAGCUCGCGUCGUGCCGUCGAAGCUGCUGACAAUGUUGUACACGCUUACGACAUGAACCUGGGCAUUCCUACUGGUCCGCUACUAGACGAAGACUCCAUGGACGGCUUCCCAGAAAUGACUCACGCUUCUCAUCCAGAGAUCCUUGUUGCCGGAAGCGACCUACCCAUCUCUAGACCUAACAAGCGUCGCAGGGAGGAACCCAAACACGACUUGGAAGGAAGCCCGACGAAGAUCCAGGCCACUCUUGCUGCUCGUGCAUCCAAGGCUUCCCCCACCGAAGGCAUGAAGCAAGGUGUCCACGAAGCCGAGACGAUUCCCGAAGGUCGUUCGCAUUUCCCCAGGAGUCCUCGACCUUCGAUCGCUCCUCUGCAAGGUGACCGCGCAAUCGCGCCCGGUGUCAGACACACCAACCUUCGUCGGGUUCUGCAGUACGUUGUAAACGAAGGUUUAAAGGUUGGAGGCAGACCGGAAUCGGCCAUUGCGCAGGAGACUCAUCUUGGCGAAAUCAUCGAGGUUUGCACACGAUCGGCCAAGGGAGAGCCGAGGACGAAGCUCAUCGAAUGGUCCGUAGAUGGCACUGUUCCUGAAACCAUCCUCGCCGACGAGAAGGAUCUCGCCAAGCUGAUUUCUUGCGUCUUCUUGAAUGCUACCAAGUUUACCGAACAGGGCAACAUCACUGUGACAGCAAAGCUAAGCCCCAAAGCACGCUAUAUUGUCAUCAAGUGUACCGACACUGGCCCUGGUAUCCCAGCCGCCUUCCUUCCACGUCUUUUCCAACCCUUUUCACAGGAGGACCCUUCGCUUACUCGUCAAAGUGAGGGUCUUGGUCUAGGUCUCCUGGUGGCAAAAGGUUUGGCACGCAAGCUUGGAGGAGAUUUGUUCUGUAUCAGAGCAGACACUACUGGGCCUAAGCGUGGCUCAGAGUUCGAAAUGAGAAUCCCACUGAGGGCUGGCGAUACUACUACACGUCCCCCUUCCCCCUUCGGAACACCUUCUCACAACAGGGUACGCCAAUCCAACUCAAUAGACUCAGAUGGCCGACCCUCGCCGAUGCCCAACUUCAGCGGCUCGCACGCCCGCACCAGAAGCGACACCUCAUCCCGGGACCUUGCUUCUCCAACUGAAAAGCCUGCUACAAGCGACCCCCUUGCAGCACCCGCUGUUAGAAGUCCUCCGGCACUCACGCAUACUCACUCUUUCCCCAUGCCAUCAUUCCCGCCCAGACAGCCAAGCAUCAGCGGCCGCAAGUCAUCGGCAUCAAUUACUGGCAUUGAUCGCAAUCUGGCUACCAAGUACCCUCUUAACUUCCUGGUUGCAGAGGACAACAAAAUCAACCGCAAGCUCCUCGUAAGCAUGCUCAACAAGUUCGGCUACAAAACAGUCAUCGAAGCAUAUGACGGCGCCGAGGCAGUCAGACAAAUGUCCAAGAAUCCCACAGUCGACGUUGUGCUGAUGGAUCUCUGGAUGCCUUUCAUGGAUGGCUACGAAGCCACCGAGAAGAUUCUCGCCAUGACACACGGCAAGAAUGGCGUUUGUGGCGGUACACCGACUGUUCUGGCCGUGACGGCGGAUGUGACCGACGGCGCGCUUGAGCGGGCUGCCAAAGUCGGCAUGAAGGGGUUCAUGACCAAGCCUUUCAAGCUCAUGGACCUUCAACGUCUGAUUCUGGAAUACUGCGCUCGCAGCGGCAGUGAAGUCGACGGCGGGGAGUAAGUCUCCUUUACCAGACACGCCUUUCACUACUUUGUCUCUUUUCAUUUCUCUUCUAUCUCAUCAAUAUUUCAUUGGGUUACUUGUUGAAGUAGCGAGGUGUUUGGAGUUCCAAUAUGAACAUGAAAGAUCGGGAAACACCAACUGGAAUACCAUGGCGUCUUUGGUUUACAAUAUCUUUUUUUUUUUUGGAGUUGUUCUGGCAAUCAUGAACUAACAUUAGAUACCUAUGACUCUUGGCUUUGUCUCUUUUCCUUCUGCACUGCAUGGAUGUCAACACAUCUUCUUUCCGGCUAGAGUACAAAUAUUUUAAUCCAAUAACCAUGUUCGAU